Molecule: messenger RNA, 1061 nt
Organism: Oncorhynchus keta (chum salmon)
Lineage: Eukaryota; Metazoa; Chordata; Actinopteri; Salmoniformes; Salmonidae
Product: probable ATP-dependent RNA helicase DDX27
Exons: 2
Coding region: 57-290 (77 amino acids)
Source: RefSeq, a predicted model, not a curated record
UUAACUUUAUUUCACCUUUGUUUCUGCCAGUGACCAAAGCUCUAGCGGACUUUGACAUGGCCCUAAGGGGAAAGAAGGGCGAGAAGUACAUCAUAGAGGGGAAAAGUAAAGAGUUAUCGUCUGAGGACAGAGACCAGUUUGAGAUCCUCAAGUCCCAGAUGUACGCCGAGCGACCAACCAAGAGGGACUGCACACUCAAACGAGCCAGGGCCAUGCCAGAGGAUGAGCCUGUCCAGAAAAGUGCGCUUUUAUCACACACUUUUAAACAGCUAAUUACUCAUAUUCUAUAAAGAACUGUGCCGUGUUCGUAAAGCAUCUCAGGAGUAGGCGCGCUGAUCUAGUAUCAGUUUUGCCUUCAAGUUCAAAAUGAAUGAUUACAUGAAGUAUAGUACUCCUACUCUGAAACACUAAGAAUAGGAACCAUGGUUUUUCAUAUUUUGUGUUCCAAGUGGGUGGCUUAUUAAAUUAACGUUUUACUGCUUAAAUGGCCAUCACCAUCAUCACAAUCUGGCCAUGAACAAGGAGAAGCCGUGCCGGCUGAUCAGCCGGUUACAGACUAAUUUUCUGCCUGAAACUUUUUCCAAUUCAUAAUAAACGAGGAUUCUUUUGAUUUAAAUGUUUCAAUUCAGUAGUCUGUUGAAGCGUCUCGCACUAGAAUGAUAUGCAUCUUCAUUCUAUCCAUGUAAUGGUGCGGAGGGGAGUGCUGCCGUUUUAUCAGCUCUUAACCAACCAUGCUAUUUUUUUGUUGUUGCGUUGUUUUGUUAUUUGUUUUGUACAUAAUUUGUUUUGUACAUAAUGCUGCUGCUACCGUCUCUUAUGACCGAAAAUAACUUCUAGACAUCAGAACUGGGAUUAGUCACAUCAAAUUGGACGAAGAGUUCUUUAAUGGGUCGAACGGGGGGGGAUACACAACUACAGACACUCGACCAGGCCCAGAUCGCUGUGAUUCGAUGGAAAAGGAAAUGGAGGUUUUGCAGAAAGAGAUCAGGGUGCCUUGUGUAGACAACAAGUGGCUAAUCUGUCCUUGCCUUCUAUCCUGCUAGCUAACGUUCAAUCGCUGG